GGAGGUACCUACCUAGCUCUGGAUUGUUUUUUGUGAAUUUGAUGUGAUUGAUCUCAAAGAAUUUACUUACUUCAACGAAAAGUGAAUAAAAACAAAAAUGAUGCGACCAGAAAGUAUUUUCACUAAAUAAAAGUGGCGGACAACGCUUGUCUUGUCAACGACGUGCCAGGAAAAAAAAUACCAAUUUUCUAGAUUUUUUUUUCCCCACAUGGUGUCGUGCCCAAAAAGGCAUCAUGUCCACCUGUAGCUAUUUCUGGUCACAUGACGCAAAAGUGCGAUUCAGCCGCCGCUGAUUGGUCAAGCUCUGCUUGGUCAGAUGCGCGUGCUUCUGUUUAGUUUCACUUCCGCAGUCCGCUCAUGUAUCUGUAGCAUAUUAGCAUCUGAAAUAGAACUUAACACGGCUUCAUAGGAAGCCUCUUAAUUAUCCGGGACAGAAAAAACAAAUAAACUCUCGAUUUAUUUUUCUGUCCUUGACGCGGAUUUAUUUUUUUUCUGCGUAAAAAAAAACUUUGGUUUUGAUGCUAGUUAAGUCAACCAGGAAGCAACAUUAGCGUCGUGUUAAGAGUCAUCAUCGUCUGCUACUUAUCUGUUUGGCUACACUGCAGACAGUUGGUAUUAAACGUUUACAAAGCCAAAGGGACGACUUUCCACUCAUUUACAGUAAAAUAAGUCAUGCAGCUGUUCAGUGUUCCCAGACAAUGUCACAUCACGCUGCAGACCUUCAUGGUUCUGCUGGUGCUGUGCAGGAGCUGCGUGUUUGCCGGUAACGGCACCAAGGCCUGCAAACUCAUACACGAAAGCCAGUCAGAAAGAAAAGUCCUUGAUCGACUCGAACCACUUGUCAACAAGAACUUUACAUUCGACCAAACAGAAGGGGAGGACAGUUACACGUAUGUGUUCCAGUUGUGCGGAGAUGCAGGGGGUGUUCCACAAGCUGGAGCUAUUCAAGUGAACAAGAAGGACAAGAAGAUAAAAAAAAUCGGAUUAUAUACCUUAACGAAGGCCGUAGGAGGCAGCGAUUGGGUGAUGUUGAUAUACGAUGGAGGUGACAAAUAUGACCAUCACUGUAGCCAGAAAAACCGGACAGCUAUGGUCAUGAUCUCCUGCGACAAGAAUGUCGACAUGGGUAACUUUAAAGUCAUCUUGGAGGACAGAGAGAGAGAGCACGACUGUUUUUAUCUUUUCGAGCUGGACUCCAGCGCAGUCUGUCCUGCUGUUCAGUCCCAGCUCAGUGCUGGCUCCAUAAUACUCAUUAUCGGUUUCUGCCUCAUGGCUGUUUACCUCAUUGGAGGUUUCCUCUACCAGCGGCUGAUCGUCAGAGCAAAAGGGAUGGAGCAAUUCCCAAAUUAUGCUUUUUGGGUGGAAGUUGGAAACCUAACAGCGGAUGGCUGUGACUUUGUGUGCCGGUCAAAAAACCGAGAGGCCUCUCCAGGUUCCAGAGGAGUGACCACAGAACCUUUAGAGGAGGAACCAGAGGAGAGAGACGACCACUUACUACCUAUGUGACCUCAGUAUGUCGCAAACUAGACCGAACUUUUCACUGCGUGAUACUGAUUACUCUUUUUAAAGCUUUUGACAAAGUUACUAGUUCACUCGUCUGUUUUCUUUACCUAAUGAAGGUCACUUGCUGUUUGUGUUGUACAUACACCUGUAGAACAGUGGUGCUCAGUUUUGAUCCUGGAGGGCCAUCAUCCUGCAUGUUUUAGAUGUUUCUCUGCUUUGAGACACUUGAUUUGAAUGAAUGUGAUUAGCAGGCAUCUGCAGAACGGGAAGACCUGCAGAAGAGCAGGGGAACGUUUGGCACCACUGCUAUAGAAGGAUGGCUUUAUCCAUACAGAGCAGACUUGUCACUCCUCUUACCCAAAACAUUACAUUUAUGUUUGACUUCAAACAAAUUAGUGAUUUAAUUAAAAUUUGAGGGAACACAGAAUUAUUUCAUAAACAUUUGGCAAAAAAGGAGGAAUUAUAUGAUUUUUUUUUGCAACAUAAAAAUCAGUUAUGCUUGUUCCUCUCUUUCUGCUUCCAACGAUGGUUGUUUUGUGUUUGUGUUGAUUGCUUAAAGCUGUCUGCACUGAAGAAUUGCUUGCUGCAGGUUACAUAACACCCAAGUGUUUUUUGCUGGUGAACAUCAGCUUUAGUCUUUUUGUUUUGUUUAGAUAGAUCUAUGAAUGUAUAAAGAUUCAUUCUAAGUACAGUGGGCUGCACUUACAGCCUUGUUGCACAAGUAGGAAGAGCUGCAAAAACCAAAGCUUAAGUUAAUUUUUUCCUCAUCCCUCUACAUUAUUUCUUUUAAAUGUUUCUAGUUUUCCUCUUAAACCAUUACAGAACUCAUCUAUCCUCUUACCGGCACACUUUGAACGUUAAAAACAAAGCAACAAUCCUCAGUUUAAAGCAAUUUUCUUUUCAUGUGAUUUUUCUAUUCACAGAUCCUUCAUAAAAAUGUGAUAUGUUGUAUAAAUUUGUAUUUUGCUCAAAGAAUUGAGCAUCAACUGCAGCACACCAAUGGUUCUGAUUCUUCAGCUGUGUAAUAAUGAACAGAGGAGUAAAUACAUGCUGCUCUGACCCAAACUUGUGAAACUGUGGCACAUAAACCAACUUUAUUUCCUGUAGAAAACACUUAAUCCUGAUUUCCAGUUGCUGUGUCAUUUUUCUUGUAAAACGGUGACAGUACUUCUUAUACUCCCUCUGUGUUAUUAUGCCAUAGUUGCAAAGUGUUAGAUUUGAAGAAACGGUUCCUAUGAGUUAAAGUAGUUUUACAUAAAUCUAAAUGUAAGUAUUUGAAAGGACUGAACUGCAUUUUUGAGUUUGAUGGGGAAAAGUUCUUGUUUUACUGAGUUUUUUUCUGUAUUGAUUAGUUGAAAGGUUUUUUCUUUUUUCAUCACCAUCAUUUAUGUUUACUAAAGUUGACUUUUUUUUUUUUGCUUAGUUUAUGAAAUAAUCAACUGCAUUAUGUGGUGGGAAUGCUCUCGUUUGCUUUAAGUGAAUAAAAAUGUGUCCAAGUUUGUGAGAGUGCAGAAGUUUUGAGCUAGCUCUGAUUUUGUAUGUAUUAUAUGUUACUUCUAAGGAGCAAAACUUUACAAAAAAGUGAAAUGGUCUCUGUUCUUGGACUUUUUCUUUUUUUUUCUACCUAUCUUUUUUCUUUCUUUUUUUUUUUUUGUGUGUGUGUGGGGGUGGCUUCUUUUUUUUAUUUAGAUUUUCUUGCUUGUUAGGACCUUGCCAUUCUUUGCAGAUUUGCAUAAACCAUUUUGACUUGUUACAUCAUAAAUAAGCAUCCAAAAACUGAAGGUUAAAUUAUGUUUCUGAAGAACUUUUUUUUUUUUUUUCAGAUCUAGGGUCCAGUUUUUCAAGUUGUUUUUUGUUUUUCAUAACACAAUAUGCACAAUGUUGAUACUCUUAGGACCAAGUAGUUAUUAUUAUUAUUAUUUAAAUCUCAGAAAUAAAAUAUAUAGUAAUGGCAUGCAUCUCAGGACUUCAGACAAAAACACAGGUAUUUGACUUAAAUUUUCAAAUCAUGGACUUUCCUGUUUGCUUUUUUGAUUCUAAUAAACCAUAAAACUCA
Austrofundulus limnaeus is the source of this 3559-nucleotide messenger RNA. It is a transcript of the gene m6pr, whose product is annotated as mannose-6-phosphate receptor (cation dependent). The transcript is spliced from 7 exons. The coding region runs from base 673 to 1506 and encodes 277 amino acids. Gene Ontology annotation, biological process: protein targeting to lysosome. The record is from RefSeq and is a predicted model, not a curated record. Gene Ontology annotation, molecular function: protein domain specific binding. Lineage: Eukaryota; Metazoa; Chordata; Actinopteri; Cyprinodontiformes; Rivulidae. Gene Ontology annotation, cellular component: trans-Golgi network; endosome; Golgi apparatus.